GUUCAAGCAUCUCGCCUUCCCGGGACACCUUCUUCAGGGCAUCCGGGCAGUCCGUUCUUCUCAAAUUCUAUUGGCUAAAACCCACGCCUCUCAUCGCACUGGGGGUGGGGCAAGAGGGAAGGGCCCUCCCCGGACGCGAAAAGAUGACGUCACAGAGGAGGGGCUGGGCGCCCUGGGUGGCUCAGGCUCUCCGUUCCCCGCAGGGUGCUGCCGGAAGAGCACUCGGUCGGCGACGCCGUCGCAAUGACCGUUUGUCAAUUCUUCCUUCAAGGCCGGUGCCGCUUUGGAGACCGGUGCUGGAACGAACAUCCUGGUGCCAGGGGUGCGGGCGGAGGACGGCAGCAACCACAGCAGCAGCCCUCAGGUAGUAACAGACGUGGAUGGAAUAACACCAGCCAGAGAUACUCCAAUGUCAUUCAGCCAUCCAGUUUCUCCAAAUCCACACCAUGGGGGGGCAGCAGAGAUCAAGAAAAGCCAUCCUUCAGUUCUUUCAGUUCUGGAGCUUCAACUAACAAGAAUGGGAGCUUUGGAUUGUCUAAGAACCCAUUUGCUUCACUUAGCUCUGAUGAGCAGAAAGAUGAAAAGACACUUCUAGAAGGAAUUGUAAAAGAUAUGGAAGUUUGGGAAUCAUCAGGGCAGUGGAUGUUUUCUGUUUAUUCACCAGUGAAAAAGAAAUCUAGUAUUUCAGGUUUUACAGACAUUUCACCAGAGGAGUUGAGACUUGAAUACCAGAACUUCUUAACCAGCAAUAACUUACAGAGUUAUCUGAAUUCAGUUCAACAGUUAAUAAAUCAAUGGAGGAACAGGGUAAAUGAACUGAAAAGUCUAACUAUAUCAACGAAAGUAGCUUUGCUCCUGGAUGUAAAGGAUGGAGUAAAUCAAGCUGCACCUGCAUUUGGAUUUGGCAGUAAGCAAGAAACAACAUUUGGGUCAUCAGGUUUUCCUGUCACUAGCAGCAGCAGUGAUAAUGCCCAGAAUUUCUGUUUUAAAGCCAGCUCUGGAUUUGCCGCUGCCACCUCUGGAAGCCCUUCUGCCUUCGGGAAUCCUCCCGUGUUUGGAGCUGCCCCCUCUGCCAGUUCUGCCGCCUCUCCUUCUGCUCCAGCGUUUGGAUUUGGGAAGCCUGAAGUCACAUCUGCUGCUUCAUUUUCAUUUAAAAACCCUGCAGCUUCCAGUUUCGGAUCAACGGGAUUUUCAGGAUUUCCACCUUCCUUGGCAGCAGGCCCUGGCGGAGCUCCUGUGGCCCCGGCCUUUGGAAGCAGCAGUGCUGUGGCUGGCUUCGGUAGCCCAGGCUCUCAUUCUCACACUGCUUUUUCGAAGCCAUCCAGUGACACCUUUGGAAACAGCAGCACAUCUACCUCUCUCUCGGCCUCAAACAGCAUCAUCACAACAGAUCGUGUGCUGUUCACAGCCAGGGAUAAACUAACAGAAGAAGAACUGGAACAAUUUCAAGCCAAGAAAUAUACUCUUGGGAAAAUUCCACUAAAGCCACCACCUGUGGAACUUCUAACUAUUUAGAAGGGCAGUUUUAAAUACAAAAAUGAGUGGUUUUUGAA
Carlito syrichta (Philippine tarsier) is the source of this 1553-nucleotide messenger RNA. RefSeq names its product nucleoporin like 2 (gene NUP42). The transcript is spliced from 7 exons. The record is from RefSeq and is a predicted model, not a curated record. Gene Ontology annotation, molecular function: nuclear export signal receptor activity; metal ion binding. Gene Ontology annotation, cellular component: nuclear envelope. NCBI's taxonomy places the organism in Eukaryota, Metazoa, Chordata, Mammalia, Primates, Tarsiidae. The coding region runs from base 244 to 1515 and encodes 423 amino acids.